CGAGAGAAAAGGGGAAAGAGAGACAAGGCAGUGAGACAGCAGCAGACGCCGCCUCCAUUUCCAUCCAGGUUAGGUUUCUAGGCUGUCUUUUUAUGAAGAGAUAAAGACCUUCCUGCUAUAGGAGGUGUUUUCACUUGCCACAUUUACACCUUGGAAGACACAUAUGGCAGGGUCGUUUCCUGGUGAAUCCUCUCACAAUGCAACGUCUGAGGGUGGGCCUUCGUGGUAUUUUUCAAGAAAAGAAAUAGAAGAAAAUUCCCCAUCAAGAAAAGAUGGCAUUGACUUGAAGAAAGAAACUUACUUAAGGAAGUCAUACUGUACAUUUUUGCAGGACCUAGGCAUGCGACUGAAAGUACCACAGGUAACAAUAGCUACAGCAAUUAUAUUUUGUCACCGGUUCUUCAUCCGUCAAUCACAUGCAAAGAAUGAUCGAAGGACAAUUGCGACAGUAUGUAUGUUCCUUGCUGGGAAGGUUGAAGAGACUCCUCGCCCACUAAAGGAUGUUAUUUUGGUAUCUUAUGAGAUAAUAAACAAAAAAGAUGCUGCUGCAGCUCAGAGGAUAAAACAGAAGGAGGUGUAUGAGCAACAAAAAGAACUAAUCUUACUUGGGGAGAGGGUUGUACUUGCCACCCUGGGUUUUGACCUGAAUGUUCAUCACCCAUAUAAACCUCUUGUUGAAGCAAUAAAGAAAUUCAAGGUUGCUCAGAAUGCCCUUGCUCAGGUUGCAUGGAAUUUUGUUAAUGAUGGGCUGAGGACGUCGCUUUGCCUGCAAUUUAAGCCCCAUCACAUUGCGGCGGGUGCCAUUUUCCUAGCUGCAAAGUUUCUGAAAGUGAAGCUUCCUUCUGAGGGUGAGAAGGUCUGGUGGCAAGAAUUUGAUGUCACUCCUCGCCAAUUGGAGGAGGUUAGCAAUCAAAUGCUGGAACUUUAUGAGCAAAACCGCAUGCCUGCAUCACAGGCUAGUGAAGUGGAAGGAAGUGCUGGUGGUGGAACAACUCACAGGGCCCCAGCCAAAACUCCAGCAGUGAGUGAGGAACAGUCAUCCAAACAAAUAACGUCACGAACAGCUAAUGACAACUCUUCAGCUGACAAUCAUGGGGUUCCAUCAAGAAAUGUGCAAAAUCUAAGUAAUGAUAAUGGUAGUGGAGAGAUGGGUAGUGUUAUUACUGAUCAGAAGGUGGAUGUAGACCCCAAGGACAAUCAACAUUCUGAGCAUUUGUCCCACAAGGAAACUUUUAGAGAUGUUUCAAAUAAAUCCAAGUCUGGUAUGGAGAGAAGUGGGGAAGACCAGGAAAGAGUCAGUGGGAGAAAUGAAAGCACUGAAGUGGAAGAGUGGAGGGAUGAUGGUGCAUCACGCAAGUCAACCAACCUGGUUGGGCGAAACUUGGACAAUCGAGAAGGCCCAGUUAGCCAGUCUCCCAAGGAAGCUAUUAAAAUUGACAAAGAUAAACUGAAGGCUGCACUUGAGAAAAGGAGGAAGUCUCGUGGGGAAACAAUGAAGAAAAAGGAUGUCAUGGAUGAAGAUGAUCUUAUUGAGAAGGAGCUAGAAGAUGGGAUUGAAAUGGCUGUUGAAGAUGAGAAAAGCAGGAAAGAACGCAGGCAAAGCUGGCCUAAGAAUGAGAAUCAGGAUCAUGUCAAGGACCAUGGGGAAGUGACAGAUGGGAAUCAUUUUGGUAAUAAGGGACAGUCAUCUAGGGCAUUUGAAGCAGAGGGUGCUGAAGAAGGUGAAAUGGUAGAUGAUGCUUCUCCCAUGAUGAACAGCCGAAAGAGAAGAGCUGGAAGUCCACCUGAGAGGCAAUCAGAGGGAAAGAAACGGCAUGACUACAUGUCAAAUUACAACCAUGAGAGCAUCGAGGAUGGACACAAAAUGAGUCGGGGUAGUUAUGCAGACAAGGAGCACAGAAGGCAUGCACACGAUAAUCACUUGUGAGUUCAGAGAUGCUAUACUCCAUGCUAUUAGGCCUGCAUUAUUAUGAUUUUUGAACAAUCAUUACUGACCAUCGUUAUAGAUCUCUGGAGUCUGAUUGCUCAUCAUUAUAGAUCUCUGGAGUCUGAUUGCUCAUGUGUCAGUAAAAUCCUCCGAAACUGAUACAUUGCUUAAUUGUAUUAAACUGGAUAUGAUUUUUGGUUGUAAUAGAAGCUAAAAAUGAGGAAAGUCCAGUCUCCAGAAUGGCAAGGCUGUUGGAGAAAGUAAAGAGGCAGUUUUAUUUAUUUUACCUAGUUAACAAAGGAAAAGGGAAAAAGAAAGAAUUAUUAAACCUAGACUGAUUCAUCCGUUCUCACCUUGAGUUACUCUUUUGUUGUGUUGUUUCUGUAGGUGGAGUUAUAUUCCCACUUUUUUAGGAAACAUAGCUUUGUAAAUUUUGCCUAAUCUUGGUAUUCGACUUGCACUUUGGUAAAUAAUUGUUAGAAAAACUCAGCUUUCCUAUAAUUUGAUAGGGUUUGUU
Messenger RNA from Rubroshorea leprosula, 2444 nucleotides. NCBI's taxonomy places the organism in Eukaryota, Viridiplantae, Streptophyta, Magnoliopsida, Malvales, Dipterocarpaceae. The record is from the annotation of a GenBank genome assembly.